Molecule: messenger RNA, 1506 nt
Organism: Helianthus annuus (common sunflower)
Lineage: Eukaryota; Viridiplantae; Streptophyta; Magnoliopsida; Asterales; Asteraceae
Product: serine/arginine repetitive matrix protein 1-like
Exons: 1
Coding region: 1-1506 (501 amino acids)
Source: RefSeq, a predicted model, not a curated record
AUGAACGAAGUUACAAUUAAACAGCUUGUGAGAUAUCACCCGAACCACUCUGAACCGAAAGUUAGUGCAGAAUUCUUUGGUUUCAUAAAAGAUGCAAACUACGUCGAUCCAGAUCCAGUUGAUCACCAGAACUGGAGAAAUGAAGCUGAAAUGAAAGAAGCGGCAUAUGCUGAAGAGUUGAAAGUUCUUGAAGAUUUCAAAAACACAAAGAAUGAGUGGUAUGUAAAAGAAACUGGGAGAAGACGCAGAAAGGCCACUCCUAUUGCUAAAAAGGAUGAAGGAUCUUCUUCACAACCAAAGAAGAAGCAAAAGAAAGCUGCUAAAACGUCUUUGAUCGAUGAACCUGAAAAAGAUGAACAGGUGGUCACUGUGGAAAAAGAAACAGUGAUAGCUGCGGAAGAUGAUCCAUUUAAUGUUGAUGAUUUGUUUGAUACUGAUGUCUUAGAGACAGGGCCAACAGUGGUUGCUGAUGUUGAUAAAUUUGUGACUGUUGAAGCUCAGAAAGGGAAAGACAAAGUUGUUGAUGAUAUUGAGGGAGAUGAUGUUGAUAAAGAUACCUCAAGCUCCUCAAGUUCUUCAGAUGAAGAGGUAGUAGAUGAAACCGAACUUCGAAAAAGAAUUCAAGUGGAGAUAGAAAAGGAGAAACAACUGAGGAAAAGAAAGAGACAAGAAAAGGACGAUGAUGCUGCUUACGUUCCUUCACCAGAACAUGUCUCUGAAUCACAAUCUCCUCCAGGUGGUAGAAAGAAAGCUGGAGCUCGUAAGAAAGUGGUUUCUCCAAAGAUUCGCAAAGUCGCACCAAAGAUAUCAAAACCGAAGAUUGUGUUGAAGAAGAAACAAACCAAGGAAACCAAGAAACCACCUACACCACCACAUGAACCUACACCACCACAAUCACCAAUCCAAUCAUCACCCCGACAACCUACACCACCACAACAAUCCUCACCACCUAAACAACCAACACCUCCAAGACAACCAUCACCACUACAUCAUUCACCUCCACAACAACAAAUCCUUUUCACCUCACAAGAACUCUUUCAGACCCCUCCACUCACCCAAAUACAACCUGGUUCUUCUAGCAAAGGUCUUUAUACUCCACAUGAUAAUCUUGAAGAUAUCGGAGACUUUGGUUUUACAAACAAUGAACAAGUGUUAAAGUUGGAGAAAAGGAUGGAUGAAGUGUUAGUGGAAAACAAGAAGCUAGUCGCUGAAAACAAGAAGGUGUCUGAUAGGGAGAAAAUUCUAGAAAUGCGUGUGAAGAAGUUGGAGAUUGAUAAUAAAGAGUUGGUGAAAAAGAUUGAUUCUGAUCAAUCAAAGAUUGACAUUUUGAAGGUAAAAAUUGCUGAGCUGGAAGAAGAAAAGGCUCGACGAGAUGAGCAAAAUGAGUAUUUCAAGUUGAAGAACAAAGAAUUUGAAGCAGCUAAAGCGUUAAGAGAUCAUGAGUUCUAUAUGCUGAAUAAAGUAGUGGAAAGCAUGCUCGGAACAUCAGUAGAACAAAAAGUUUGA